Messenger RNA from Arvicanthis niloticus (Nile rat), 3789 nucleotides. The record is from RefSeq and is a predicted model, not a curated record. NCBI's taxonomy places the organism in Eukaryota, Metazoa, Chordata, Mammalia, Rodentia, Muridae.
UUCCUUGGAUAUCAUCUGUUGGAGCUAGGUUAUUGCCUGGAUCCUGAACCCAACUGUUUCAUUCUGGAGCCUUCCAGACUGCCACUGUUGGUGUGCCUAAACCUCAGAUUAUGGCAUCAGAUGGAACCUCUCCAUUACCAGGACCAGAUAUGGCCAUGAAACCUGGUGCUGGCCUGUCCCCUUUCAGUGCACUUCCUUUUGCCCCACCUCCUCCUGUUCCACCAGACCAACCCCUCUGGGAGCUGUCACCACAGCCCCCUAUACCUCCUGUCUUCUCUCCAGGCAAUCCUCUCCUCCUUUCUGCUUUCCCCAGCCCAUUGUUGGUGACAGGAGAAGGAGGCCCUGGCCCCAGUGUGGCUGGAACUGGCCAGGUCAUUGUCAAAGUCAAGACAGAUGUGGGGUCAGCUGAGUCCUCUCAAACUCAGAACCUUAUAGUUACUCAGACAGCCCUAAACUGGAUUCCCUCAGGUGCUCCCUGUGGGAGCCAGGAGGGGCCUCCUCCUCUGUAUGUGACAACCUCUAAUGUGAAGACCAUCCUGCCUGCUGUGGCUGUUGGAGUGAGCCAGGAGGCCCCUGCAGGGCUUCCUCUGCAGGUUCUCCCACCAGCUGCCCAACUGGCUCCCAUUGUGCCCCUGGAAAAGCCCUGGCCAGGAACACAAGCAACAACCAUGGAAGGAGGUCCCAUGGCUGCCCGGAAGCCCUCUCAAGGUGACCUUGCCUAUGCUUCCAAGGGUGUUUAUGAGAACUAUCGUCGCUGGCAGCGCUACAAAGUCUUGGCCCGGACUCACCUAUCCCAGAGUCCUGAUGCAGAAGCUCUUUCCUGCUUUCUUAUCCCAGUGCUUCGUUCCCUGGCCCGACUGAAGCCUACUAUGACCUUGGAGGAGGGACUGCCGAGGGCUCUGCAGGAAUGGGAGCGGACCAGCAACUUUGACCGGAUGAUCUUUUAUGAGAUGGCAGAGAAGUUCAUGGAGUUUGAGGCUGAGGAGGAAACACAGAUACAGAACGCACAGUUGAUGAAUGGGUCCCCCGGUCUGUCCCCUAUAGCCCCUUUGAAACUUGACCCUCCAGGGUCCAUGGUCCCUGAGGCUUGCCAGCAGCCAGUGUACAUUCCGAAAAAGGCAGCCUCUAAGACUCGGGCUCCCCGUCGGCGGCAGCGCAAACCCCAAAGGCCUCCAGUUCCUGAGGCACCCAAAGAGAUCCCACCUGAAGCUGUGCAAGAAUAUAUUGACAUCAUGGAAGGGCUGAUGGGGAGCCAUGUGGACACUGGAAAGACAGAGGAGGAAGAGGGGCAACAGGAGGAUGCAGGGAUGUAUCCAGAUCCAAGUCUUCUGAGCUAUAUUGAUGAACUAUGUUCUCAGGAAGUCUUUGUCUCCAAGGUGGAGGCGGUCAUUCACCCUCAGUUUCUGGCAGACCUGCUGUCCCCGGAAGAGCAGAGAGAUCCUUUGGCUUUAAUUGAGGAGCUAGAGCAAGAAGAAGGACUUACUCUUACCCAGCUGGUCCAGAAACGACUCUUGGCCUUGGAGGAGGAAGAUGCAGAGACACCUCCAAGUUGCAGUGGAGCUCAGUCAGACUCAAGUCCUUCUGUUUCUGAUGAAGAUGAAGAUGGGGGUCAAAGGCGUCGGCCCUCACCUGGGCUUCAGGGGGCUGCGGGCAUUGUUCGCAUUGGAAAAUCUGCUUCUCCAGGCAAGCAGGCAAGAGAAAUGCAUGGUGGGCAGGAGCAAACACUAGGUGGUUCACAGGGGAUUCACAAGGAUGGAAAUAGUCUGCCAUCCCCUAGCAGCUGGGACCUGCAGCUAGAACUCACAGCUUCACAGGGAAUGCCAGUACCCUUGGGUAUGGAGAUAAAAGGGUCUGGGGAGGCUAUAAAACAGCUAUCUGCAACUCAUGAUGGCCACCUGGGAGGUACCGGGUCCUCUGGGCACUACCCAGUAGCAGAUAGGAAUCCAGAGGUCUUACCUUUUUGUUGGCAAGAAGAUCCCCAACACAUGAGAGCCUCCAGUUUGGAUGUUGGAUGUAUAGAGCCAGUUCCUCUGCAAGGACUUGUGAUAGAAAAACAGACCUUGGUGUUGCAGAUAGGAGAGCAGAUUGGACAGCAGAUCGGGGGAGUUGGGAUGCUUACUCAAGGAAGAGAACAACCUUCAGCGGUUUCCCAGAAGGGCUCAAGAGCCAUUUGGGGAGAUGACAGAGGUCCUGAUGUGGUUCAGAGUUACAGUCAGAACCAUUCCCCUGGAGCAGCUGGCAACCUAGACAGGGUUUCUCUCAGCCCAGGACUGUGGCUGAGCAGUGACAUGGAUCCUGUAGGCUUAGAGUUUCCCUUACAAAUUGAAAAUGUCAUAGAUAGCAUCCAAGAUAAGGCAUGUAGACGGGAGGACCAGACAUUGAGUUCUAAAAACAGUGCUUCUCUGGGUCCUAGAAAAAACACAGUGCCCAAGGAUGUGGGGAACAGUGUGAUUCCCUGUGGAGGCACAGAUAAAACAGCCGUCCCAGAAAAGAGAAACUCCUGCAGCUUGCCAGGGUCUUUGAGAGCCAGUGGUCCAGGUUUGAGGUCCAAAGAAAAGCAAGAGCUGAGCCCUGAAACCAUACAGAAUUCUAGUGAUCUGUGGGCUGAAGCUUGCCCCCCACUGCUGCAAACACUUGACUCUUCUCCACUGGGGUCUUCCAAAGACACCCUGAUACCCACAUGCCAAGGCAAUCUCCUUAUUAUUGGGACCCAGGAUGCCUCCUCUUUCCUCCAGGCUAGCCAAAAGGCAGAGAGCAGAGGUAAUCUACUUUUUCCUCCUAUGCUGGAAAACAUAGAACAGGUCAACAUACUAGAUGUUAGAAAUGACAGUGGCCCCCAGCCAGGGGUCAGCAAGGAUUCCUGCUCAUCAAGUUUUAAUUCUUAUAACCUCCAAGGAGAGGGCAGGGAAGACACAGUUUCCUCCAAACCCACUGACCUUGUUCCUUUACAAGGUCAUCAAGAAUCUUGUACACAUGAGACAACCAAAUUGACAUCUGGCCAGGGCCAGGGCCAUACUUCCCCAAGGUGGGGAACCAGGGAUGCUUUUAUUCUGAGAGAAAUCCCUAUUAGAGAAACAUCAGCAGAUAGAGCCAAAGGAAGUGAGACAGAGAAGGAGGAAGAUGAAGAGCUCUCCAACUUCUCCUACCUUUUGGCUUCCAAACUCAGCCUGUCCUCAGGAGGGCUUCCCUUUAGUACUAGUCAAGCCUCAGGAGGUCAGGGAAUUGUGAAAACAUCCCACCAUUCUGCUGAAGUAAAUGGCCACUCUGCUGAAGUAAAUGACCAUGGUCAGCCUUCACCCCCACCCAAGUCUGGGAAGCAAGCCCUAGUUGGGAGUCCAGCUACUGUUGUAGAGAGACCCCAGCAGGGAGGUCAGUUUAGUAGUUCUGGGCAGAAACCCCUUGUUCUGGGAAUGGCACAGCUCCCACAGCCUCGUAAAAGGCGUCGUGACAGUUUUGUCACCAGCAAAAGGAAGAAAAGACGUCGCAGCCAGUAGGAAGCAGAGGGCCACCCUGCUCCACCUAGCAGCACCCAAAGUUGUGUGUGAGGGGGUGCCCCAGAGUCCAUUUUACUGCUCAGUGGAGAAGCAGCCUCAGCCCAAUGUUGUUUUCGUUGUUGUGCAAGAAGCUGGAGAGCCUGGGGCAGGUCAGACUGUCUAGGUUGCAGGGGUCCAGUUAGUGGGAAGUAAAGGGAAAGUUCGGCUUUCAAAAGUUAUAUGGAAAAAUAAAAGUUUGUGGCUGGAAAAUGUUAUGUGCUCGUCUGUGUGAGUACCCUUGCAAAGAGCACAGAGC